AUGUCCCUCCUCCGCCCCCUCGCCCGCGCGGCCCUCCGCCCCGCUACCACCCCCCUUAGAGCUUUCUCUACCACCACGACCCGGUUCAUCAAGCCGGGCCAGCCCCUCCCCGACGUCGGCGCCAUCCUCCACGAGUCCUCCCCCGGCAACAAGGUCAACCUCGCCGAUGAAGCCUCCAAGCUCAACAAGAUGAUCCUCAUCGGUGUCCCCGCCGCGUUCUCGCCAGCCUGCUCAGCGACGCAUGUGCCUGGGUUUCUGGCCCACCCCAAGGCGGAGGAGUAUGACCAGGUGGCGGUGGUGAGCGUGAAUGAUGUUUUUGUGAUGAAGGCUUGGGGGGAUGUGUUGAAUCCCGAGGGGAGGGAGAACGUGCGCUUCCUGGCUGAUCCGUCUGGCGAGUUCACCAAGGCGCUUGAUAUGUUGUGGGAUGGAAAGGCUAUUUUUGGGAAUGAGCGGUCGAAGAGGUUUACGAUUAUUGUUGAGGGCGGGAAGGUGAAGAGUGUGGCUGUUGAGCCGGAUAACACGGGUACCAGUGUUAGUUUGGCGGAGAAUGUGUUGGGUAAGGCUUGAGCUGUUCCCAAAUGAAGUUCUCCGGGGUGUCAUAUGAUAGACAGAUGUUGUUUGUAUGCCGCGGAAUAAGAGAUGAGGUGCUCAAAAGCCUUGAUUUUACCACAUUUUGCAAGAAAAGAAAAUGAUAACCAAAAGGCCUGCUAUUUUUUGAUCCUAACAAAAGACAAGCCAAAACCAUGCC
Podospora pseudocomata is the source of this 748-nucleotide messenger RNA. RefSeq lists its product as uncharacterized. Gene Ontology annotation, molecular function: thioredoxin peroxidase activity. The record is from RefSeq and is a predicted model, not a curated record. The coding region runs from base 1 to 567 and encodes 188 amino acids. The transcript has 2 exons. Gene Ontology annotation, cellular component: cytoplasm; mitochondrion; peroxisome. Lineage: Eukaryota; Fungi; Ascomycota; Sordariomycetes; Sordariales; Podosporaceae. Gene Ontology annotation, biological process: cellular response to oxidative stress; cell redox homeostasis; hydrogen peroxide catabolic process.